AUAUCCCCGUCAUAAACUACAAAACGAACGACAAGAAGGAAGAGGAAAAAGGAACAACAACUGAAGCUACCAUGGCUAAAGCCGAAUCAUCUGCCAGCGCCGCGAAGAAUGGCCUCAAGGCUGUCACCGCAGGUGCUCCUCCAGACUAUGAGCUUCCAUGGGUCGAAAAAUACCGACCUGUAUAUCUCGACGACGUCGUGGGCAACACCGAAACGAUCGAACGAUUGAAGAUUAUCGCCAAAGACGGCAACAUGCCGCACGUUAUCAUCUCAGGCAUGCCGGGUAUCGGAAAGACGACGUCGAUUAUGUGUCUGGCGCGGCAAUUGCUAGGGGAUGCGUAUAAAGAGGCUGUGUUGGAGCUCAACGCUAGUGAUGAACGAGGCAUCGACGUCGUGCGGAACAGGAUCAAAGGCUUCGCCCAAAAGAAGGUUACGCUGCCUCCAGGUCGUCACAAGAUCGUUGUGCUUGACGAAGCGGAUAGUAUGACAUCGGGUGCUCAGCAAGCGUUGCGACGGACCAUGGAAAUCUACGCCUCGACUACGCGAUUUGCAUUUGCCUGCAACCAGUCCAACAAGAUCAUUGAGCCCAUCCAGUCGCGAUGUGCUAUCCUUCGAUACUCCCGGUUGACCGAUGGGCAAGUGGUCAAGCGCCUGAAACAAGUCUGCGACGCGGAGAAAGUGGAACAUACGGAAGACGGUAUCGCUGCUUUGGUAUUCAGUGCCGAGGGUGAUAUGCGCCAGGCCAUCAACAACCUGCAGAGUACAUGGUCGGGAUUCGGUUUUGUCAGCGGGGACAACGUGUUCCGCGUUGUUGAUAGCCCUCAUCCCAUUAAAGUGCAAGCGAUGAUCAAGGCUUGCUGGGAAGGCAAGGUUGAUGCUGCGCUGGAGACGCUUAAUGAGUUAUGGACGUUGGGGUACUCCUCCCACGAUAUCAUCAGCACGAUGUUCCGUGUCACCAAGACCAUCCCGACAUUAUCUGAGCAUUCCAAGUUGGAGUUCAUCCGGGAGAUUGGCUUUACGCACAUGCGCAUCCUGGACGGGGUGCAAUCGCUCCUUCAACUGAGCGGCUGUGUGGCGAAGCUCUGCAAGAUCAACAUGAAACCGCAGCUUUUUGAGCCGCCAAAGGCCUAAGUUGACACGAGGAAAAAUGAAAUUUGAUUUUAGCAUAGAUUAGGCGUUAUGGCGCCUGUUUAAUGUAUAGACAUAUUAGUUAUUUAAGUUUUCUAUUGCUUUAACUUCUAAGAGACACUGAAACAUGAGUCCAGGUGUCAUCCAGUUUGACUAUAUACCGGGUAAUAGUCCUAGCCAAGCUUAUGAGAGACCCCUCUUG
Aspergillus candidus is the source of this 1329-nucleotide messenger RNA. Its product is annotated as replication factor C subunit 4. The coding region runs from base 72 to 1130 and encodes 352 amino acids. NCBI's taxonomy places the organism in Eukaryota, Fungi, Ascomycota, Eurotiomycetes, Eurotiales, Aspergillaceae. The transcript has 5 exons. Gene Ontology annotation, molecular function: ATP binding; ATP hydrolysis activity; DNA binding. The record is from RefSeq and is a predicted model, not a curated record. Gene Ontology annotation, cellular component: DNA replication factor C complex; nucleus; Elg1 RFC-like complex. Gene Ontology annotation, biological process: DNA repair; DNA-templated DNA replication.